Molecule: messenger RNA, 1494 nt
Organism: Panicum virgatum (switchgrass)
Lineage: Eukaryota; Viridiplantae; Streptophyta; Magnoliopsida; Poales; Poaceae
Product: calcium uniporter protein 4, mitochondrial-like
Exons: 2
Coding region: 97-1134 (345 amino acids)
Biological process (GO): calcium import into the mitochondrion; mitochondrial calcium ion homeostasis
Cellular component (GO): mitochondrial inner membrane; uniplex complex
Molecular function (GO): calcium channel activity; uniporter activity
Source: RefSeq, a predicted model, not a curated record
UCGACCAGACACGUCCUGUCACGUAACAGCGAGACCAUUCAGAACUCGAUAGAGCUAGCAUUAGCGCUCGUGUCGUGUCAGAAAGCCAACACACAGAUGGCGUUCCACAGAACUAUGGCACGGCGCCUCUGGGCCGGCAAGAACGCGGCCGCCACCGGCGCAGCCAUUCCCAAGCCUCCGGCGGCCGGCCCCGCGCCCCCUGCGCGGCGGCCGCUGCCGGCCGUGGACGACUGCCCGACGCUCGCAUUCCUGCGGCCCAGGCCGACGAAGGUCGGUUACUCCUCCGCCGCGACCGUACCGCUCCCGGCGCACUGCUUCCCCGCCCUCCCCGUCGGCGACGAGCUCUUCCGCCGGCUCCGGCUCGACGGGCUUGCGCCGCCUGUCGCGAGCCCGGUGAUGCGGGCGCCUGAGGAGGCGGGCGUGACGGUGGAGCAGGCGAGGAAGGUGGCGAGGGCGGCGGAGAUGGAGGCGGCGAGGGCGAGGCUGAGGUCCCACGCCCAGAGCGUGGUGUCCGGGUCGGAAUUCGCCGCGCUCUGCGUCGACAUUGCCGGCGGCGUCGAGGGCGGCCGCAGGCUCGCCCGCGCGCUCGACGACUCCGGCGUCGUCAUCGUCCUCGGCGACGCCGUCUUCCUCCGCCCCGACAUGGUGGCGAAGGCGAUCGGGAGCGUCAUCCUCCCUGCGGCGAAGCAGCAGCAGCAGCAGCAGCAGCUGGCGCCGCGCGCCAGCGCCGCGCGGAGCGAGGCGCGCCGGCGGCGGGAGGAGCUGGACGCGAUGGAGUCCGAGAAGGCGGCGAUCGACGCGGCGGCGGCGGCGCAGGUCCGCCGCGAGCUGUGGUGCGGGCUGGGCCUGGUGGCGGCGCAGACGCUGGGGUUCAUGCGGCUCACCUUCUGGGAGCUGUCGUGGGACGUGAUGGAGCCGGUGUGCUUCUACGUCACCUCGCUCUACUUCAUGUCCGGCUACGCCUUCUUCAUGCGCACGGCCACGGAGCCCUCCUUCGAGGGCUUCUUCCGGUGCCGCCUCGCGUCCAGGCAGCGCCGCCUCAUGCGGGCGCGGGGCUUCGACGUCGCCCGCUACAACGCGCUCAGGCAGGAGCUCGGCCUCGCCCCCCGCGACGCGCUCAGCCACGUGCAAUAGCACGUCUGCCCUGGCUGCCCCGGACGGGUUCGCUUGGUCGUUCGUGCCGGUCUGCCACGCACACGGUACGUGUGUGUGCGCGCCAUGGUCGGGUCACCGUCUCUGAUCGUGAAUCAAAAUUUCUGUAUCGAUUCAGGAUGGGAAAAAGGUGUUUGUAGGGUGGGUUGUUUUGGUAGGAGAUAAUAUCCAUCGUCAGUUGAGACAUGGAUUGAGCAUCUGUUUUCCCUUUCCGGCGAUCUCGCUGAUUUGAUCUUGUUGUUCCCCCUCCCCCUGUACCUACACCCAUUGAAACGUUUAUUGUCUGACAAUCUCCGACGCGCGGAGAGGAACGGAAAACUCAUAAAGAACACUCGUAACUAA